GGAAGUCAUAGUCUCAGUUGCACUCAGCCAAUCUAGAUUUUGGUAAUCAUGCGCUCCAUAGCUUUUGCCGUUUUGAUCUUCGCCGGAAUCCUGGCUUAUGGCAAUGCAGCUCCUCAGUUGAAUUUGGCCUGGCUGACGGGACUUUUGGCCGAGGCUGGUGAUAGGAAUACGACGGUUCGAUUUGGAAACAAUACGGUGAUCAUUACGGGUGUGGCGAAUGCAAAUGCCAACACCAACGAGGAACACCAUCGUCGUCGUCCACCACCUCCUCCACCGCCACCAAACCAAUUUUACCAAGGUUAUGAAGUAGGCUAUGACCAAGGAUACUACCAGGGAUACAACCCAUGGAACUACUACAACGGAUUUUACCGUAUGGAUCCUGCUGUAAAUGGAACCGUUUUAGAAGAAUCCCAUGAAAUUUCCGAUGAAGUUUCGCAUGACCUAGAUGACGAAGAAUCCCUUGAGGAUCAGACGCAGGAGGAUCCAACUGAAGAAGACGCUGAUGAGACCGAGGCUGAUUACUCAGAGGAUCAACUCGAUGAGGAGGAAGAAGAUCAGCUGGACAAGGAAGAGGACGAUCAGGAUCCUUCACAGGAGGAAGCCGAUGAGGAAACUGAAAAUGAGGAAGAACAACUCGAUCCCGAGGAAGUAGCAGCUGACAAGGAAUUGGACGACUUCGAGAAAGAAAUUAUCGCUGAAGAAGCCAAAACAAUGAUUUACUAAUCUCACACUCACUUAGAAACAUUUCAUUACCAACAGAAACCUGUAUCAUGAACAUUAUUUCAUAUUUUUGGGAUCAUUCAUAAAUAAAAAAAGUUUAUACAAAAAAAAA
Molecule: messenger RNA, 832 nt
Organism: Drosophila ficusphila
Lineage: Eukaryota; Metazoa; Arthropoda; Insecta; Diptera; Drosophilidae
Gene: EAChm
Product: acidic leucine-rich nuclear phosphoprotein 32 family member B
Exons: 1
Coding region: 49-723 (224 amino acids)
Source: RefSeq, a predicted model, not a curated record